Molecule: messenger RNA, 1635 nt
Organism: Peromyscus leucopus (white-footed mouse)
Lineage: Eukaryota; Metazoa; Chordata; Mammalia; Rodentia; Cricetidae
Product: butyrophilin subfamily 1 member A1-like
Exons: 7
Coding region: 175-1605 (476 amino acids)
Biological process (GO): regulation of cytokine production; T cell receptor signaling pathway
Cellular component (GO): external side of plasma membrane
Molecular function (GO): signaling receptor binding
Source: RefSeq, a predicted model, not a curated record
GAAGCAGGAAGCACGUGCGGCCGCGGGCGGCCGCGGGCGGCCGGCUCUCACCGCGCCAAAGGAACUGUGUUUGCCGCAUUGCUAACCAUGGAAGAAGGUUGAGCCUGAUGUCCCCGUGUCGGAGCUGAGCGUUAUAAAUGGGUGGCAGGAGGCUGAAACUCCUGGCAGAUUCCUAUGGGUACCUUGCUGCUCAGAAAGAUGUGGGUGGCAGUUCUCCAAAACCCUCACCUUGGGUGUCUCUUCACCCUCAUGGUCCUGCAGCUGCCCAAGCUGAAUACAGGUCACUUGGAGGUCCUCGGGCCCUCGCAGCCCAUCCUUGCCUUAGUAGGUGAAGACUCAGAGCUGCCUUGUCACCUCUCACCCAGUGUGAGUGCGGAGCAGAUGGAGCUGCGCUGGUUCCGGAAUACAUUCUCGCCUGCGGUGUUGGUCUACCAUGAAGGCCGAGAGCUGAAGGAAGAGCAGAUGCCUGAGUACCGAGGGCGGGCGAUGCUAGUGCAGGACAACAUCACUUUGGGGCAGGUUGCUCUGAAGAUACACCAGGUCAGGACCUCUGAUGAAGGGGUGUAUGGGUGCUCCUUUAGAGAUAAACAAGCUCAUGGAGAAGCCUUCGUCUCUCUGAAAGUAGCUGCUAUGGGUUCUGACCCUCACAUUAGUAUGAAAAUUAAAGAGAAUGGAGAGAUGGAGCUGGAGUGCACCUCCUCAGGAUGGUACCCAGAGCCUCAGGUGUUGUGGAGAACUGCCAACAGAAAGAAGUUACAAUCCAUUUCAGAGUCCAGGAAUCGUGAUGAGGAAGGCCUGUUCACUGUGGCAGCUUCAGUGAUCAUCACAGACAGCUCCAUAGAGAGUGUGUCCUGCUGCAUCCAGAAUCUCCUCCUUGGCCAGGAGAAGGAAGUAGAGAUCUCUGUACCAGUUGUUACAGGACUGUCCUCCUUAGUCUGGAUUGUCAUAGCAGCAUUCCUGGGGUUUGUGGUAUAUUUGGCUUGGACGCUAUACAGGACAAGAAAGAGGAAGAAACAUGGCACAGCUGGUCCUCUAGAAUGGAGAUUGGCACGGUUACAUGCAGUUGGUGUGACCCUGGAUGAGAACACGGCCCACCCCCACCUUGUCGUGAGCAACGAUUCAAAAUCCAUUUACCUAGCAGACUCCCGUCAGACAUUGCCUGAUACACCAGAGAGAUUUGACACCUGGCCCUGUGUGUUAGGCCGUGAGACCUUUAACACAGGGAGACAUUACUGGGAGGUGGAGGUGGCAGGUAGGACUGACUGGCUGGUGGGGGUGUGUAGGGAGGAUGUCCUGAAGAAAGGAUUCAUCCUCAUGUCUCCCAGGAACGGUUUCUGGGUCAUGGAGUUGUCUCAAGAGGAGUACUGGGCUCUGAAACCCCCUCGGGUCCUUCUCUCUCUGCCAGAAGCUCCUGGUCAGAUUGGGAUUUUCCUGGACUACAAUUUAGGAAUCGUCUCCUUCUACAAUACCAGUAAUGAAUCCCAUAUAUAUACUUUCCAAGAAGGUCCUUUUUCUGGCCCUGUCCGUCCUUUAUUCUGUUUGUGGUCUUGUGGUGGGAGUCCCCUGACCAUACGUCCAGUGGCUGCUCAGUCUGAAGCGCCCUGAGUAGUGGUUGACGACACAGGCCAUCAUCCC